AUGAGUUCACUAGAUGGAGCGUAUCGAGUUGAUGGCCAUACGAUUAAUUCAUAUGAUGGAAACAAAACUCUUAUUAUUCGCAUGAUGUUACGAUUAACCAAUGGACGACUAUGGGCUUCCGGUUGCUACGAUUCUGGAACCAAUUACAAUACUGAAAGUUCGGUAGUUUGGUCAGGAUCCUACAAUGGAAAUGAAUUAGAAUGGACUGAAAAAUAUGGCGAUGCGCCUGGUGAAUUUAUUUAUCACGGAUUCAUUGAGAACAAAAAGUUAUGCGGCACAUACAAAUGGACAGCAAACGCUGCUUCCGGCUCAUUUGAAUUUUCCCUUCAACGUUUGAGUAACUGA
This is a messenger RNA of Rotaria socialis, 345 nucleotides long. Lineage: Eukaryota; Metazoa; Rotifera; Eurotatoria; Philodinida; Philodinidae. The record is from the annotation of a GenBank genome assembly.